AGACAGAACAACGUCUGCUCCCAUGAACAACCAGAACAUCCAAGACAAUCUCCAAAUGUUCCUGAGGCCUCUGAGAUACGCCCAACCUUUUUUCCACACACCGUAACCGAGUCCACCGCUAACGAUACCGCACACACGGAAGAUCCUGUCUGCACCACAGGAAAAAUGCAA
This is a messenger RNA of Pelobates cultripes (western spadefoot toad), 171 nucleotides long. NCBI's taxonomy places the organism in Eukaryota, Metazoa, Chordata, Amphibia, Anura, Pelobatidae. The record is from the annotation of a GenBank genome assembly.